UAAUUAUUACAUUUUUUUAAAAAAAUUAAAUCUUCUAAAUGUGGUGUGCACACUGGCAACCCAUGUCUCUUCAGAUCCGAAGACCAUGCAGCGGCACAGCCCCCUUCAUACAGCACCAUCUUGGUGGAACCAAAAGGCUUCCUUCGGAGUCCACUGUCUUCGGUGCUCUCUCUGGUCGUGGUCGGCCUUGGCUGUCGCGAGGGCAAGCAGAGGGAACCAGCCCACUUGGCCAGCCGGGCGCUGUGGGUGGUCGGAGGCACCGGCUGUGGGCGGGACCCCCGGAGCAGCGCGCCUCGGGGCUGCGGCGACCCGACCACGGGUCCAGUUGUCCCCUCCGCCCGCGCCCACCCCCGCCCGCACCAAGGAGCCCCGGAAGCGGCGGGAUUUCCUGUGCCCGCCCCGCGCUGGCCGCCGUCGCCUGUCUCUGGCUGUGCGGGCCGUGGGCUCGGCGGCGCCAGGCGGGAGGCAGCACCAAGGGCCCGAGCCGGGGUCACGGUCUGUGCUUGCUGCAGAAAUGCUUUCUGAACAGCCUGCAGCCCUGGGAGCAGGAUGGGAGUCGACAAAUGUACAUCUGGAUGGAGCAGAGCCCCAGCUGGAGAGAGGAAACCAGGAAGAGGGCCCGUGGAGAACAGCAGCAGGGGCACUGGAGCACCUUCACUGUGACCUUGAAGAGGAGCCACUGUCCCUUCAGGAGAAGUCUCAGUCUGCUCCCUGUGCUCCAGCAGUUCCCCAGGAGGGCAACACUGCAGACUGGGAAAUGGCAGCCGCACUUCUUGCAGCUGGAUCCCAGGGACUGGUAACCAUCAAGGAUGUGUCAUUGUGCUUCUCCCAGGAGGAGUGGCGGAGCCUGGAUCCCUCGCAGACUGACUUUUAUGGAGAAUAUGUCAUGCAGGAAAACUGUGGGAUUGUCGUCUCUCUGAGGUUUCCGAUUCCCAAACUGGACAUGCUUUCUCAGCCAGACGGAGGAGGAGAGCAGUGGGUACCUGACCCCCAGGACUUAGAAGGGAGAGAUAUCCUGAAGGUCACAUAUACAGGAGAUGGGAGCGAGCAUGAAGGUGACACUCCUGAAAUAGAGCCGGAAACUCCCAGGGUGUUAUCCAGUGUAUCUGAAGAUACUGUUCCCUGGAAUCCAGGGCAGGCUCAGAGCUGGGAGUCCAUGCCUAGGGGCCCCAGAGACAUGCUCCUAAGCCCACCCUUUCUUCAGAAAGACAGCUUCUCAAGCCUUCUGGGUAGUGCUGAGAUGGACUCUCUCUUAAAGCCCCAUACGUGCCCUCAGUGUGGGAAACGGUUUGUGUGGGGCUCCCAUCUCGCCAGGCAUCAGCAAACACACACUGGGGAGAGGCCCUACAGCUGCCUCAAGUGUGAGAAAAGCUUCGGGAGAAGGCAUCACCUGAUUAGGCACCAGAAAACCCAUCUACGUGACAAGCCAAGCAGGUGUUCUGAGUGUGGCAAGAAUUUUCGAUGCAACUCCCAUCUGGCCAGCCACCAGAGAGUCCACGCGGAGGGCAAGUCCUACAAGGGCCAAGAGAUCGGGGAGAGUCCCGGGAAUGGGAAACAGCAGCUUGCCCCACCGGUGCCAAAGUGCCAUGUGUGCACUGAAUGCGGGAAGAGCUUUGGCCGAAGGCACCACCUCGUGAGACACUGGCUGACCCAUACUGGGGAGAAGCCCUUCCAUUGCCCUCGCUGUGAGAAGAGCUUUGGCCGCAAGCACCACCUGGACAGACACCUGCUGACCCACCAGGGACAGAGUCCUGGGAGCAGCUGGGACAGAGGGACAUCUGCCUUUUGAAAUUCGUCUCUUCUGUAGCUAUGGUCAAACCUCUCAGCCGGUUCUAUCAGCAGCCACUGCCAGAGAUGCCCCUCUCCUGGACCCUGAUGGCCAGAGCAUUUCUUACCAGUUCAAACGAAAACAGAGUUCUUUGGGCAAAAUUUUGGGGAACAGUGCAAAAUCUGUGUGUGAUUAUUCAGCUUGAAACCACUGCCAAGAAAACAGUGGAACCAGUAGUGAUGGGUGAGGUUCGUCCUCAUUGGUUGGAGUCUGUGUUGGAGUCUAAAUAUCCAUGCAUCACCCUUGUGUGCUGAUUAUUUUCUAUCCCCUUUGAAGAGGGGAUAUAAAGUGAAAGGGGCCAUGUCAGUAUAUCAGAGGCCCUGGGAACUACUGCAGUCAAAUUAGUGUCUAUUAUUGCAAUCUUUCCUAAAUUUAUUUGGCCUCAGGAUCUAUUUCAGAUUCCCACAGAACUGAUGACCCUGUGAAAUGUAUUUCUGUCAUCACUGGGUUAAAAGGAGACAAGGAAACAAGAAAGAAACAGUGACCAGACACUCAGAACCCCGAUGUUGAUCUAUGAAAGCAUGGGGGCCAGACAUUGUUGUAUAGGUCUAUCAUCCUUCCCUGUCAUUACAUGUGCCUCUCACCCUUACCUCUGAAAAACAGAGUGGCCUUUCACUUUCUAUUCUCUUCUCUCUCUCUCUCUCUCUCUCUCUCUCUCUCUCUCUCUCUCUCUC
This is a messenger RNA of Microtus ochrogaster (prairie vole), 2502 nucleotides long. RefSeq names its product zinc finger protein 641 (gene Znf641). Gene Ontology annotation, cellular component: nucleus; nucleoplasm. Gene Ontology annotation, molecular function: DNA-binding transcription factor activity, RNA polymerase II-specific; RNA polymerase II cis-regulatory region sequence-specific DNA binding. Lineage: Eukaryota; Metazoa; Chordata; Mammalia; Rodentia; Cricetidae. The record is from RefSeq and is a predicted model, not a curated record. Gene Ontology annotation, biological process: regulation of transcription by RNA polymerase II.